GUUACUUUUUCUCUCACAACAGAGAGGUCCUUUGACUUAGAGAAUGGAAAACAACACUCUCUCCUACUUUAACCUCACCAUGUUCAUGAACAUUAGACACUACCAUUAUCUAGCCUCUGUCUUUUUCCUCCUGCUCUACAGCUUUAUUUUGUCUGCAAAUCUUUUCAUGAUGUUGAUAAUAUCACAAGAGAAAACGUUGCAUGAGCCCAUGUAUAUUUUCAUUGCAUUUUUGUGUUUCAACUCUCUGUAUGGUUCUGCUGGUUUCUUCCCCAGAUUCCUCAUGGACCUUUUAUCUGAAUCUCACUUGAUCUCACGUCCAGCUUGUUUCACUCAGAUCUAUGUUAUUUACACAUAUGCUUCCUAUGAAGUGACUAUACUCAGUAUCAUGGCUUAUGAUAGAUAUGUUGCUGUUUGUCAUCCUUUACACUAUCACAGAAAGAUGACCUCUAAAACUGUCUAUGCAUUGGCAGUCCUUGCUUGGAUAUGUCCAGCCUGUAAUCUUACAGUAACUGUUGUUAUGGUUGUCAGGCUUCCUCUGUGUGGUAACAACAUACAGAAGGUAUACUGUGCCAGCUGGAAUAUUGUAAAAUUAUCAUGUGUUACCACUGCUGUUAACAAUCUUCUUGCUAUGUUGGGGGCCAUAACUGCAGCCUUUCUUCCCUUUGCUUUUAUCUUGUAUACUUAUCUGAGAAUUGUUCUUGCUUGCUGGAAAAACUCAGGGGAAGUCAGGGGAAAAGUAUUACAGAGUUGUGUUCCACAUGUUUUGUCAUUUGUGAUUUAUUCCAUCACUUCAUUUAGUGAUACAGCCUUGAGCCGACAAAAUAUGGAAGAGAUUAAUCCAUUUGUAGGCCAUAAUGUUGUCAAUAGAAUUUCUUGUCAUUCCUCCAGUUUUGAAUCCUCUCAUAUAUGGCCUUAAAUUACCAGAAAUUAGAAGACACAUUUUCAGGGUGCUAUGUUUAAAACCCCAAACCAAGAAGAAUUCCUCUAGAACAUUAAAAAAAAUUUCAGGGGCAAAGUGAUCCACAA
This is a messenger RNA of Lates calcarifer (barramundi perch), 1026 nucleotides long. Its product is annotated as olfactory receptor 4S2-like. The transcript has a single exon. Gene Ontology annotation, biological process: G protein-coupled receptor signaling pathway. Gene Ontology annotation, cellular component: membrane. Bases 44 to 916 code for a protein of 290 amino acids. Lineage: Eukaryota; Metazoa; Chordata; Actinopteri; Centropomidae. Gene Ontology annotation, molecular function: G protein-coupled receptor activity; olfactory receptor activity. The record is from RefSeq and is a predicted model, not a curated record.